Messenger RNA from Aspergillus niger, 2262 nucleotides. RefSeq lists its product as uncharacterized. Gene Ontology annotation, cellular component: nucleus. Bases 1 to 2262 code for a protein of 753 amino acids. Gene Ontology annotation, molecular function: zinc ion binding; DNA-binding transcription factor activity, RNA polymerase II-specific. The transcript has 4 exons. Lineage: Eukaryota; Fungi; Ascomycota; Eurotiomycetes; Eurotiales; Aspergillaceae. The record is from RefSeq and is a predicted model, not a curated record. Gene Ontology annotation, biological process: regulation of DNA-templated transcription.
AUGACUCCUAUCCCGAUGAUGUUAAGUAGGCCUUCUAUCCCAUUUCUCCAUUCAAUGCUUCCGAAAGGCCUGCUUCGGAGUCGGAGUGAACAUCGGAGUCUCACCCCCGCUUCCGCCGGUGUGAAAACGUCGCAUAGCGGGCGGUGUGUUGCUCGGCGCAGCAAAACAGGGGUUAGAAGCGCAGCCCAGCCGAAAUUUGCAAGAUCACCGAUGCACAGGAUGCCGACGCCGACGUCAAUAAACCGACUAACUGCGAAAUCCGCCAAGCUCCCUGCCUGUGAUCCGUGCCGAGCGAUAAAGCUCCGGUGCGACCAUGACAGACCCGUUUGUUCACGCUGCAGGGAGCGAGGCCGAGGUGCUGAUUGUACAUACCGUUCACGACCUUUCAAAAGACCAUCUGCUCGGGCUGCAAACUGGCGAAGGCAAGAAAAUGAUCAGACCCAUUCCGAAGUCACAGCCAAUGAAGCUAUCAACGCUCCGGGGAUUGUCACAGCUGUUCAAUAUCCCAACCCAGGGUAUUUGGGUUCAUCGAGCCAUACAACGUUUUUCGAUCAAUUGCAAUUCCAGAAGACCGCAGAAGUGGGUCCGACGACUGAAAUCGAAUCAUGUCCAAAUCCGGCCGAUGACUAUAUUUUCGAUGACAGUUGUAUCGCCAAAGGUGCUGAGCUAAUUCUGGAAUUGCACCGAGAAUCAUUGAUUCCGCAGUUCACCCAGCUUUUCAGGAGAUGGAUAGCCACGGGAACAAAUCUUGCUUUAGCUGGCCCCUUGACUACCCCUUGCGCAUCUACAGCUUCUCACUUGAUAUCAGGAUAUGAUGGAACACAUGCAUCGGCGACAAGUAUUUCCAAGCGUCUCUUCUAUAAUUCCCGCUGUCCUCUCCGCCUCAAUAGUCACACAACAUUGGACGAAUACUGCGCUAACUUUUGCGGACCUCAUGCGCGAUGGGAAACAUUGGGUCUUUUUUGUACCGCUGUCUGUCGAGCGUCUAUUGACUUGACAUAUGCAGAACCAAUGUAUGGGUCGGAGCAACAGCGUCGUAGGAUACAGAAGUUGACGCUCUCGUACUCAGAUCAGUUUCUGGAUCUAUGCUUACCCCUUGACUGUAUGAAUGACCUCCAACUCUUUUUGACCUACGAGAAUUUCAUAUCUCAUUCGCAGGUUGAUGGGGACCAAAGCUACCUGUCCUGGAGAAAAUUGGGGGAUGUCGCAGCUGCUCUUUUUGCCCUUGGGUACCACCAACAACAAACAGAAUCUUUUCGUGCAGCCCCUACCUUCCUACGGGAUCUGCGGCAGACCGCCUUCUGUCGAGCAUACUCCGCCGACAAGAACGUUUCCAUUUUUCUUGGUCGGCCACCUCGAAUCCUACGUAAAUUCUGUCACUUUUAUCUACCUGGUGAUCAUAAUGAUGAUUCACACGAGGCAUCGCGCAGCCCAGCAAUUUGGCUUCAUACUGAAAAGCUGGACUUUGCUACUGAUUCAAGAUGGGCUGGUCUUUGUGCCAUUUUGAAGGAUGAUAUAUUGGACUUGUUCACCGAGGACAAUCAUGAUGAAAGGGCCCGAAGAGCAUGGCUCAUAGAGGCUGAUAUCCAGGCGCAAUGGCUUGCGGUUCCUCGAAGUUGUCGGCUGGAGGGCGGCCUUAAAGCCUGUGACCGGCGACCAGUAGAACGAGACUUCAUGGUUAACAUGAAGUUGAACUACUUACAUGUCCAAUUCCUUCUGCGGCUUGCAUUAGUCCGCCCUAUGUCCACGGAGCCCGACUCGGACUUGCUCAAUGUCUCCCUUGAAAUGUUGGGCCUUGUUGUAGAAACCAUUUUACUCAAAGAUCAGAUAGUGAACUCUGGUACAUCGCUCGUAUGGAAGGUUGCAUACUAUGGCUUGUCAGCUGCGGGAAUGAUUUGUCUCACUCUCGUCAACCGCUCAUUUGCAAUUGGAAGCUUCGCAACAAGUUACUCUAAAAUAUUCCAAGAGUUAAGCAUUCUUGCGGCAGAAAUCGAACGCGGCACAUUAGUAUAUGUGGACUCACCCAACUAUGCCUUGCUAGCUCGCGCAACCCAAACCAUAAAGGCUAUUCUUGAUCGUAUGAUGACACCUUCGGACAAUACAGUGGUGGCUCCAGAUAACCAACAUGAAGGGGCGGCUGCCUCUGAGCAAAGGGACGCCCUAUAUGACGAAUCCUGGGGGUUGUGGGACAAUACCAACCUCCAAGAAUUUGAACUCAGUUUCUGGCACAAUCUUGCCGGUCACCCUUCGCUAAACCAAUGA